AUGUCCCCCGCUGUAAUGACCUCUUCUUUGGAGUCGGAAUUCGCUUCGAUCAUCGAGGCUUUGCGCACUGCACCAUCUGGCCCAGACGCCAAAGCAGCAGCUGACAAGCUCGCUCUUGCUGUUUCUAAAGCAGGUAUAGAGAGCUUGGUUGACCAAAAUGUAAUCACUAUCCUUGAAAAUUUCGCACUCAACAAGAAGUCUGGAUGGGAACGAGAAUCUGGUGCUAUUGCAUUCCAGUCAUUCCCCGCUGUUCUCGGUCCCCCCAGUGCACCCCUACUUCUCCCAAGCCUUCAUGUUCUCUUCGAUUUAUUGUCUGACAAGGGAGAAGUUGUUCGGACAGCUGCAACAGCUGCAACGAAGGCUAUCCUCCAGCUUCUCCCCCCAGAAGCUACACGAACCGUAUUCGGCAUUUUAGAAGAUAUCCUAGAGAAAGGAAAAUGGCAAACAAAAGUCGCAGCCCUAGAUGCUCUCAAGAGUUUCGUGGCUCGCGCUAAGGACUCAGUGGCUGAUGAACUUGGUCAUAUCCUACCCAAGGUCGAAGUAGCAAUGCACGACACAAAAAAGGAGGUCGCUUCUGCUGCCGUCAAGUGCGCCACUUCUUUGUGCACGACGCUUGCAAACCCCGAUCUCGCUCCUCACAUCUCCGCUCUGGUUAAGUGUAUGUCUAAUCCCGAUGCAGUACCUGGUUGCAUAAAGGCGCUAUCAUCAACAACUUUCGUCGCGGAAGUUACAGCACCAGCGUUGGCGGUUCUCGUACCAUUGCUCCUCCGUGCUCUUAAUGAUCGCAGCAUGGAAGUGCAGCGGCGUACGGUUGUUGUCAUCGAUAACUUAGUCAAACUGGUCAGGAACCCCGUAGUUGCCGCGAGAUACCUUAGCCCUCUCGUAAUGGGUGUGCAGAAGAUUGCUGAGGGUGCUGCGUUUCCGGAGGUCCGUGCCUUCGGUGAGACGGCACUUAACACAUUACUCAAGGCGGGUGCAUCUACCUCGGGGACGCCGCCGACGCGGGAUGUCAGCAAGGAGGUAGCUGACGUUGUUGCCGUCUUGCUGUCGCUGCUUCCGUCAGACCUCGUUAUCCCUUCCGCGACUAGCCCAAAUGCUCCGUUAUCUGCGAGUCACCCUCUUUUGGAUCAAUCUUUGCAAUUCCAGGGGUCCAUGGUUGCUGACCUUAUCUAUAAUCGCCGUUUUCAAGAUCCGGAAGUAUGGAAACGUUGUGUCGGUGUGUAUAUGACAUUCUGGUUGGGGUCAGAGGGAUCUACUAGCUUUGCGGAGUCUGCACGGGCCCAUUUCAGUGCGAUUGAUCAAGCACUACACAAAUCUGUGCACGACAAUGAGGGUAGCGAGGGCGAGCUUCUGUGUGACUCAUUGUUUUCUCUCGCUUAUGGUGCACUUUUACUGCUCUCGCACACAACACUCCGUCUGUUCCGCGGGCGCCGUUACGGCAUCCUCGGAACGAAUGGAUCAGGGAAGUCGACCCUAAUGCGCCAGCUUCGGGACGGCAAAGUGGAAAAUUUUCCGCCUCAAGAUCAAUUACGUUGUGUCAUGGUAGAGCACUCCUUGCAGGGCGAGGACACGUCUAUGUCUGUGUUAGACUUUGUGGCGUCAGACAAGGCUCUGGCACAAAUUCCCCGUUCUAAAAUUCGAAAUCAAUUGCUUGAGGUGGGAUUCGAUGACGCUCGGCAGUCAGAUGUAGUAGGCGGGUUAUCUGGUGGUUGGAAGAUGAAACUGGAAUUGGCCCGUGCAAUGCUUUACAAUGCCGACCUUCUUCUUUUAGAUGAGCCCACCAAUCAUUUGGACCGGGCAUCCGUUCAAUGGCUUGAGAGUUAUCUCAUUGCUCACAAAAACGUCACUUGCCUAAUCAUCAGUCACGAUUCUGGCUUUUUAGAUAAUGUGACUACUGAUAUCAUACAUUACGAGUCCAAGAAGCUCGUCUAUUAUCCGGGAAAUCUUUCAUCGUUUGUGGAAAAACACCCGGAAGCUAAAUCAUACUAUACCCUUGCGGCGACAUCCGUUAAAUUCUCAUUUCCUCCGCCUGGCUCCUUGAUGGGUGUUCGCAGUAACACUCGUGCCAUAUUGAAGAUGUCAAAUUGUACUUUCACGUACCCCGGUCGGCCACAACCUUCGCUAAUAAACGUGUCUUGUGCCUUAUCACUCUCCAGCCGAGUUGGUGUAAUCGGCCCUAAUGGCGCAGGCAAAUCGACUUUGAUCAAACUUCUGACGGCAAGAGGCGAAACCAUUCCUCAAGAGGGAACUGUCUAUAAGCAUCCAGCCCUUCGUGUUGGUUACGUCUCACAACACGCCACCCACCAUAUAGAACGCCACUUGGAAAAGACGCCAAUUGGCUAUAUUCAGUGGCGUUUCCAGGAUGGUCACGAUCGUGAAUUACUGGAAAAGGCCACUCGUGUUCUGACAGACGAAGAGAAGGUACUCCUCGAUCAAGAUUGGGUUGGCAGGAAUGGCACCAAGCGCAAAUUGGAGCUUAUUAUGGGACGCCAAAAACUGAAAAAGACAUUCCAAUAUGAAGUCAAAUGGCGUGGUCUUGACCACAAAUUCAACACCUGGGUGCCUCGUGAUGAAUUGAUGGCCAAAGGUUUCGUAAAGUUGGUCCAGCAAUUUGAUGAUCUGGAAUCCUCGAGAGAAGGUGCAGGGACUCGUGACACAUCUGCCCAACUCGUGCGCAAACACCUCGAAGACAUCGGUCUCGAUGGGGACAUCGCGCAGUAUAAUGAAAUUUCGGGAUUGUCAGGAGGGCAAAAAAUCAAGUUGGUCAUUGCAGCCUGCCUGUGGAAUAAUCCCCAGGUUUGUAUUCUUGACGAGCCGAGUAAUUUCCUAGACCGUGAAGCGCUGGGCGGCCUUGCGGUGGCCAUUAGGGAAUGGGGUGGCGCUGUGGUCAUCAUCUCCCAUAAUCACGAGUUUGUAUCGGCUUUGUGUCCUGAAAUCUGGCAGAUUGAAGCAGGGCGGAUGACACAUCAAGGAAAGGCUGCUGUUGUCGAAGAUGCCUUUGCCGACUUGAAGUCCCCCAAGGGCAGCGGUGCUAAUACCCCAACUCGCUCGCGAGUUCAGAGCCCGGCUGUUUCGGCUCAUGUAACUCCAGCAGGAAGUGGAGCCGAAGACGCUGGCGCUUCAAAGGUUGUCAAAAAGAAGAAGAAAUUGACACGCAACCAAGUGAAGGCUCAGGAGGAACGUCGGAGGUUGAGAAAGCUCGCGUGGCUCACUCAUGGUGGUCCACGGCCUGAGGACACCGACAGCGAUGUCGACCCUUGAGAGAUCAAAGAGGUCAUGUGAAAUUUGUGCUAUUUAUCAGGGGCCAUUUCAUUCUGAUCCGCGGAUGCUUUUCGACAAGAUCUCUUAUAGAUUACCUUCCUCUCAUGUUAUGAAGUAAUAGAUUUUCCGUUUUGCCGCGAAUUCGUUCAGCAGAUUUUUUCAGAAGUCUCAUUGCCACGUAGUUGUAGGCGAUAAAAAGCCGAUUCUUUUGCAACGGGGCACUAGAUAGCCGUGCCCACGCAGGUCCACGCUAGUGAUAACGUGUCGAGCGCUGGCUGUCUGUGAUCGUUGUCAAACCUGCAAGGCCAAUCCGAUCAUCGG
Messenger RNA from Suillus bovinus, 3582 nucleotides. Its product is annotated as P-loop containing nucleoside triphosphate hydrolase protein. The coding region runs from base 1 to 3261 and encodes 1086 amino acids. NCBI's taxonomy places the organism in Eukaryota, Fungi, Basidiomycota, Agaricomycetes, Boletales, Suillaceae. The record is from RefSeq and is a predicted model, not a curated record. Gene Ontology annotation, molecular function: ATP hydrolysis activity; ATP binding. The transcript has 21 exons.